Molecule: messenger RNA, 756 nt
Organism: Ananas comosus (pineapple)
Lineage: Eukaryota; Viridiplantae; Streptophyta; Magnoliopsida; Poales; Bromeliaceae
Exons: 2
Coding region: 1-756 (251 amino acids)
Biological process (GO): DNA integration
Molecular function (GO): nucleic acid binding
Source: RefSeq, a predicted model, not a curated record
AUGGACCAGCGGAAGGUUCGAGCUAUUUCCAAAUGUGAGACCCCAACAACAGUGUCCGAGUUGUGGCCUUUCCUUGGGCUCGUCAACUACUACCGCCGCUUCAUUGUGGACUUCCCUGCAAGAGCAAUCCCGCUAACUGAUCUGCUGAAGAAAAACUACUCGUGGGUUUGGACCUCUCAAUGCGCGGAGGCAUUUAAGGAUCUCAAGCGAGCGGAGACGAAAAAUUCAGUGCUGCUACUAUCCAACUGCAGUCACACUUUUGAGGUACACACUGAUGCCUCUGACUUUCCCAUUGGCGGUGUUCUCGUGCAAAAUGGACACCCCAUCACCUACGCGAGCUCAACGACACCGAGUGGCGUUACACCGUCUAGGAGAAGAAAUGACCGCUGUGGUGCAUUGCUUGCGAACCUGGCGGUACUAUUUGCUUGGGAGCAAGUGGGAGACCUCGGAUCCAUUCUAAUGGUGGUUGAUCAUUUUUUCAAGUACGAGACCUUUAUUGCUGCACCGACCAAUUGCACGGCUGAAGAAGCGGCACACCUCUUUAUCAGCCACAUCGUCAAGCUUUGGGGGGUCCCCACGAGCAUGAUGAGUGACCGCAACCCUAGGUUCACUGGCAAGUUUUGGAAUGAGGUGUUCAAAAUCUUGGGAUCCGAGUUGCUCUUCUCCAUCAGUUUUCGCCCGCAGACGAAUGGGCAAAUAGAGCGGGUGAAUGCUUUGUUGGAAGAGUACUUGCGGCAUUAUGUGAGUGCCAACUAG